UGCGAUCAACGCUCGAAAACCCCGGCGCUGACGAUAACAAGCGACCAUGUUAUGCUGCCAGUGCGCAGAUCAUGUUAUGUGAUGUCCAGCCAAGUUAAGCAAUGCAAAGCCUUACACAAAACAGCGCAUCAGAACUUGAACUGAGAUAGAUGGAGGCGCGGUAUUUGUAUUUUACCAUUUUCUCCGGUGACCUGAACACAAUACUCUCGCGAUAACUCCUGCUGACGUCAAACCUACGUGAGAUUACGCUUACAUAACGAAGCCGGCUCUCUACUUCCUCCCAAUUUACAUGCGACCUGCGGCUCUAAAGACUCCCCAAAACAUCUCUGGAUAAUUUAUCUGUGGGUUGAUUCAAAGUGCAACACAAAUCCUAAAACAGUCAAGAUGUCUUCCUAUGACGAGAAUGAAUCCAAGUUCAUCCGAAAAGCAAAGGAGAAUCCAUUUGUCCCAAUUGGGAUGGCUGGGUUCUUUGCCAUUGUGGGGUACAGACUGAUGAAAAUGAAAAGUCGGGGAGACACAAAGAUGUCAGUUCACCUGAUCCACAUGCGUGUAGCCGCCCAAGGCUUCGUGGUGGGAGCCAUGACUGUUGGGGUCCUGUAUUCAAUGUACAGAGAUUAUAUUGUAAAGCCCAGAGAGGAACAGAAGGCGGUGGAAAACAAGUGAACAUGGACUUUGAAAUUUACGUCCCUUAAUAUUACCUCAUAUUAAGGUGUUUAGACAUUUAUUUUUACAGAUGUUUCAUAAUUUGUGUAUGCGCACAUCAGCAGCUGCCCGCUACUGUAAAUAGAGAUGUUAUUGAUUACAUAUGAUAUCCUCCGGGUACUGUACAAGAGGGGCGAGCUAUCGCUUCCGUAUUGAUGAGGAGGUCUCAGCUCUUUUAGCUCUGAUGAGACUCUGUGGGUAUGCUUUUGUAAGCCCAGUGGGUUUGACAACUUGAUUGACAGGUGGCAUCACUGAUAGUUUUGUUGGUGCCUAUUUGAACAGAGUGUGAGUGAAAAAUCAAAAACUAGAAAAUGUAGCAACAGUUUGACUCGGCUAAGCCUAUAUUUAAAAAUAA
Messenger RNA from Anoplopoma fimbria (sablefish), 1057 nucleotides. It is a transcript of the gene higd1a, whose product is annotated as HIG1 hypoxia inducible domain family, member 1A. The record is from RefSeq and is a predicted model, not a curated record. The coding region runs from base 385 to 663 and encodes 92 amino acids. Gene Ontology annotation, biological process: mitochondrial respirasome assembly. NCBI's taxonomy places the organism in Eukaryota, Metazoa, Chordata, Actinopteri, Perciformes, Anoplopomatidae. Gene Ontology annotation, cellular component: mitochondrion. The transcript has 4 exons.